This is a messenger RNA of Nymphalis io (European peacock), 1682 nucleotides long. Its product is annotated as coiled-coil domain-containing protein 22. Lineage: Eukaryota; Metazoa; Arthropoda; Insecta; Lepidoptera; Nymphalidae. The coding region runs from base 175 to 1665 and encodes 496 amino acids. Gene Ontology annotation, biological process: positive regulation of ubiquitin-dependent protein catabolic process. The transcript has 9 exons. Gene Ontology annotation, molecular function: cullin family protein binding. The record is from RefSeq and is a predicted model, not a curated record.
AUGUCUGUCAAUCACCUAUCUUGGUUUGAUGAUGAGUUGUUGGCAGUUACUGUUUCUUUGAAUUUGAUCACAUUUGGCUACCUAACCAGAUAUUAUGAUAAUUAGAAUUGCAAUAGGACAAUAAGAAAAUAAUAUCUCAAAAAUAAAGUCUCAAAAAAAACAGCAAUAAUAAAAAUGGAAGAAGUGGAUUCAAUAAUUCUGCAUUUUUUGCGACAGUUAAACAUAGACAUACAUGAAGAUAUUAAAAAUAUUAGUGAGUUACCAGUUGAGUUAAUAGUAGAAUCAGCUAUAAAAUGUAUAGCAGCAAUAAAUCCUGAUAUAAAAGUACCAACUAAACUACCUUCUGGAGUAUCACAAAGAAUUGAAGUUGCCGCACAAGUUGCAUCUAUAUGUAAGGAUUUGUCUUAUCAGAAUGAUGUUGGCUAUCAAACAUUCCUUUAUCAUAAUGAAACAGAAUUGAGACAAGUUUUCAUGUUUCUGAUAGAAAAACUACCAAGUGAAGAUAAGAAACUCACAACAAAUGUUAAACCUCUAAAUGAAAAACAUCAGUUGUUACAGGGAAUAAGUAACAAAAUUGCAGAGGAUCUCAAUGCUAUCUGGAUACCUCCAUGUUGUGAGACUUCUUUACAAAGCAACCUGGGAGAUUUUUUAUAUAAUCAAGGAUAUUUUCAAGAUUCUAAAGUAUGUUUUGAAGAAAUUACUGAAAAAAUUAUGAAAAUCAAUGAAAUAAGAAAUAAAGUACCAAUAUCUAAGACUACCGAUUAUGUAAACACUUUUGAAAUUAAUGAUAAAAUUAUUAAACAUGAGUCUGAUAAGACUUUAAAAGAAUUAAAGGAAAUGACAAUUGUACUUCGCCAAAAAUUAGACUCACUAGAAAGUGAAAGGAAUGUAAUGGAUGUAGAGUUUUCUCAGGCACAAAAAAAUUGUGAGCGCUCUGAAACUGAUUUAAGAAAUAUGCAAAAUAUACUAACUUCAGUUGGUAUAACUGAGUUUGAGCCUGAUGGAAUAGAUAAUAUAUUGGAUAAAGUACACAAAAAUAUACAGAUGCUGCACAGGAAAAGUGAAGAUAUGACUUCAAAUAAUUUAGCUCUAAAAGUAGAAAUUGAUAAAGUGAAAACUAAAAAUAGUUUAUCAGAAUCUGAGCAAACAAAGUGUAGAAACACCUUAACAAACUUAAAGGACAUUGCUAAAGGAAUGAAAGAAGAAUGUGAACAAAAAGAAGAAUUAAAAAAACAGUUAAAACUUAAAUAUGAAAAACUAAAAGGGGGAAACAAAAGGCAUAUUUAUACUAAACGAAUUUUAGAAAUAAUAGGAAAUGUGGACAAACAAAAUGCUGAAAUCAAAAAAAUAUUAGAAGAUACCAGACAACUUCAAAAAGAAAUAAAUACUCUUGAAGGCCAACUUGAUAGAUGUUUCUCUAUUGCAGAUGAAACUUUAUUUAAAGAUGCCAAGAGAGAUGAUCAAGCAAAGAAGGCAUAUAAAUUAUUAGCUUUGCUACAUUCUGAAUGUAACACAAUUGUCUCAUUAGUCAAUGAUACUGGCACUUUAUCGAGAGAUAUCAUAGAUUUAGAAGAUAACAUCAAAGCAGAAAAAUGUAAAAGAACUGAGGAUAUUCUAAAGAAAAUUCAAAUCGAUCUUGCAAGACUGCAAAAGGAAACGUCUUAAUUCAUUAGUAAAUUAUC